Cajanus cajan (pigeon pea) is the source of this 2506-nucleotide messenger RNA. Its product is annotated as factor of DNA methylation 4. Lineage: Eukaryota; Viridiplantae; Streptophyta; Magnoliopsida; Fabales; Fabaceae. Gene Ontology annotation, biological process: gene silencing by siRNA-directed DNA methylation. The record is from RefSeq and is a predicted model, not a curated record.
GCGAAGUGCAUGCGGGGUCUCUGGCAAGUCGCAUAGCAGAAGAUAUUUUUUGGUUCUCGUGGGAACGAAAACCUCUCUUUCACUCUCUACUCUCUAGCAUAGCAUCUGUUUGAAAGUAGAAAUCCGAAUUAUUUCGUGGUUGAGGUCGUGCCAGAGGUUUGAUCGACGUCAAAACUCGUCUUUGUCAAAGACUGUUGCUAUUCUUCCGGCGUAAGAUGACCCGUCAGCCGGAACGAGUCCGUGAGUCUGACUUCGAUUACUAUGAACGCGUGUAUUACAAAGACUUGAAGAAUGAUUACUAUAAAUUCAAAAUCUCCAAGUCAUCAUAUAGAUGUCCCUUUUGCAUGGAUCAGCAGGAUUACUCAUUGAAUGAGCUUUUGAAACAUGCAUCAAAAUUUGUCGAGGAACCACGGAGCAUGAGGAUAAAAGAUGUGGCAAAGCAUUCUGCCCUUCAAUUAUACAUUGAAAGGUACCUCGGUCUCAAUGAUAGAUCAGAGAAAAAUGUUAGUGACAGAUCAGGAAAAGUUGUAGGUAAUAGGUCAGAAAGAUUUGUCAGGGAUAGUGCAGGGGUAGUUGUCAAUGAUAAUUCACAAAAGGUUGUUAGUGAUAGAUAUGGAAAAGUUGUGAGUAAUAAUAGAUCAGAAAAAAUUGUCAAUGAUAGAUCAAUAGUAGUUGUCAAUGACGAUUCAAAAAAAGUUUGCAAAGAUCAAUUAUUUGUCUGGCCUUGGAUGGCCGUUGUUGCAAACAUUGCCACUGAAUUUAAAGACGGAAAGCGCAUUGGAGAAAGUGGUGCCAAUCUACGGGAUGAGUUUACUCUGAAAGGAUUUCAUCCUUUGAGAGUUCAUCCAUUAUGGAACCGUAAUGGACAUUCGGGCUAUGCCAUUGUGGAGUUCUCCAAAGAUUGGGAGGGUUUCACCAACGCGAUGAACUUUGAAAGGAAUUUUGAGACUGAACAUUGUGGUAAGAGGGAUUACUACAACUCAAGACACCGAGGGGAUAGACUGUAUGGAUGGGUAGCCCGCGAUGAUGACUAUAACUCCAAGUGUGUAAUUGGUGAUUACCUUCGUAGGACUGGGGAUUUGCAAACUGUUUCUGGAAAACAAGCAGAGGAAAAAAGGAAGACAUCACUGCUUGUCUCAGAUUUAGCUAAGACCUUGAAAGUGAAGAAUGAGAAUUUGGAACAGGUAUGUAGCAAAUAUGAUGAUAUCAGUGUGUCCCUGAACAGAGUUAUGGAUGAGAAAGAAGCAAUGAUUGAAUCAUAUAAUAAUGAAAUAAAAAAGAUGCAGCAAGAUAGCCGGAAAGAAUGGAAGAAAUUUUAUAUGGAUCAUGAAAAGGCCAGAUUGGAUCUGCGUGCUCAGAGGAAAAUACUAGAGGACCGUGAAAAGGAUCUUCUAAGAUGUCGAGUGCAGAAUGAGAAUGAGAGAAAAAGACUAUACCGUGAAAGGAAAAAUAAUGAGAUGGCAAUAAUGGAGCAAAACAAGUCUGAUGAGAAAGUGAUGCAUUUGGCAGAAGAACACCAGAAAGAAAAGGAGGAACUGAAUAAGAAAAUUCUUGAACUACAAGGCAAACUUGAUGCCAAACAAACAUUGGAGUUGGAUAUUCAACAAUUGAAAGGACAUCUUCAAGUAAUGGAACACAUGGAAGAGGAUGAUGAUGUGGAGAAAAAAAAAUUGGAUGCAAUAAAAUUGGAUCUACUAGAUAAGGAGGAGGAAUUAGAAGGACUGGAAGCACUUCAACAAGCUCUUGUUGUCAAGGAACGUAGAACCAAUGAUGAGUUGCAAGAUGCUCGCAAGGAGUUAAUACGUUGGCUGGGGAAGACCAAAACUCGGGCUUUUAUUGGUGUGAAAAGAAUGGGAGAGUUAGAUGGAAUGCCCUUUCUCAGAGCAGCUAAGAGAAAAUUUUCUGAUGAUGAAGUGAAUUUGAAAGCAGUGGAGUCGUGCUCACUGUACGAGGCUCAUGUUGGAGAUCCAAGCUGGUUUCCAUUUAAAGUGAUAACAGACAAGGAAGGGAAGGCCAAGGAAAUUUUAGAUGAAGAAGAUGAGAAACUGAAAACUUUGAAGGAUGAGUUUGGUGAAGAGGUCUUUGGAGCAGUGGCUACAGCUCUGAUGGAGUUGAAUGAGUACAAUGCUAGUGGUAGAUAUGCAAUACCGGAGCUGUGGAAUUUUAAGGAAGGAAGGAAGGCUUCGUUAAAAGAAGGUGUUUCACAUUUACUCAAGCAAUGGAAACUGUCAAAACGUAGGAGAGGUUGAGGAUUCGUUUGUGUGGUUGGAAGUAGGACUGUUUCAAAACUUAAAUUUCUGGUUCUUGUUCUAACGAGGCUAUUGUUGUCGUUUUUGUCGUGACGAAAUUGGAUUUAGUUCAACUCUAUAAUAUUAAAGGAUGGAUGGGUAUAGUUACAUGCACUGAUACCAUGUUAUACAUUUUUCUUCCUUGUGAUCGGGUUUUUACAUUUGCCUGGGCACAUUUUACUCUAGAAUUUAUUUGAAAUCGUAUUAGACCGUGGAAU